Diplodia corticola is the source of this 4665-nucleotide messenger RNA. Its product is annotated as dicer-like protein 1. Gene Ontology annotation, molecular function: RNA binding; DNA binding; ribonuclease III activity. The record is from RefSeq and is a predicted model, not a curated record. Gene Ontology annotation, biological process: siRNA processing. Lineage: Eukaryota; Fungi; Ascomycota; Dothideomycetes; Botryosphaeriales; Botryosphaeriaceae. The transcript has a single exon. Gene Ontology annotation, cellular component: RISC complex; nucleus; cytoplasm. The coding region runs from base 1 to 4665 and encodes 1554 amino acids.
AUGGCUGACAAAGUAUAUGGACAUGGCGUUCCAAACGCCGUGUCACGUCCUGAAACAGCUGCCCUCCGGCAUGUUGCGAAAGACUAUGACGACUCAGAGAGUGAUGACGGCGAGUCGACCUCUGGGAUUGCCCGAACCAUCUCGGAAAAGAAACGCCAACAGCAUGCCAUCUUCAGUUCAUGGGUCACACAAAAGGCAGAGCAUGUGACAGAGCAAGAGGUGAAGGAGACUUUGAAGACGGCUGACGACGACUCUCUCUCCGUUCGGACCUUGCUGGCCAAACAAGAUUCCAACAUCAUAGCCGAUCCGCGCGAAUAUCAGUUGGAGCUCUUCGAGAGAGCCAAAGAAGAGAACGUCAUUGCCGUUCUUGACACCGGUUCCGGAAAGACCCUGAUCGCGGUGCUUCUGCUCAAGCAUACCAUCGACAAGGAACUUGAAGAUCGUGCAGCGGGCAAAGCCCCUCGUAUUUCUUUCUUUCUCGUCGACUCGGUCACAUUGGUUUUCCAGCAAUUCGCCGUGCUCGAGACUAACCUCGAUCAGAAGGUCGAACGUUUCUGUGGAGCCAUGGGCUGCGAUCUCUGGUCGAAGCAGACCUGGACGAAGCACUUCGAGCAGAACAUGGUUCUUGUUUGCACCGCUGAGGUUCUUGCUCAGUGCCUGAUGCACUCCUUCAUCAACAUGGAGCAGAUCAAUCUACUGAUCUUCGACGAGGCGCACCAUGCCAAAAAGGGCCACAGUUAUGCCAAAAUCAUCAAGGACUACUACCUGCCUACCGAUCAAAGCAAACGGCCCAAAGUAUUCGGCAUGACGGCCUCGCCAGUAGAUGCAAAGGUGGACGUUCUUCAAGCUGCCAGUGACCUUGAAGCACUCCUGCACUGUCGCAUCGCAACCACUGCGAACCUGGACCUAUUGCGCAAGACCAUCAGCCGGCCAGACGAGAAUGUGGUGACCUACGCCCCCCUUCGGGAUAUGUUUGAAACGCCAUUGUACACAAAGAUGAAAGAAAGGCUUGGCGACAUGGAAACGUUCAGAGCUCUCUUUGAGUCAUCCAAACAUGCAAGUUCUCAGCUCGGAGCAUGGUGCUCUGACAUGUUUUGGUUCUACGCCCUGCAAGAGGAAGAAGCCAAAAAGCUCGAAAGCCGUCAGGAACAAGCCUUUCAUAAGGACAAGAAGAGAAAGUCAAUCUCUCGCCUCGACAAGGAGGUGGAAAGGUUGAGAGAAGCCGCGGGCAUUGUCAAAAACAGCUUCAUCGGCGAACCUCAGCCCAGCCUCACGCACCUGAGUUCAAAAGUCUUGGAACUUCGCAUUCAGCUCCUCAAAACCUUCGAGCGGACGCCCAACUCAAGAUGUAUCGUUUUCGUCGAACGCAGAUACACUGCCCGUCUGUUAAAUCAAGUCUUCAGCCAGAUCGGAGGCCCGCACCUCAAAUCCGGCAUGAUCGUUGGUAGCACGGGGAAAUGGGGCGAUCUCAAUAUCUCGUUCCGUCAGCAGGUUGUGACCCUCUUGAAGUUCAAAAAGGGAGAACUGAACUGCCUGUUUGCAACCUCUGUUGCUGAGGAAGGUCUCGAUAUCCCCGAUUGCAAUCUGGUCGUCAGGUUCGAUCUUUACAGGACCAUGAUUCAAUACGUGCAGUCCAGAGGUCGGGCGCGGCAUAGGAACUCCCGGUAUUUGCAUAUGAUUGAGCAAGGCAACAUGCAUCACAGGGCAACUGUGAUGGAAGCCCGUCAGGCAGAAAGAGUAAUGCGGCAGUUUUGUGAGGCUUUGCCGGAAGACCGCCUUUUGAAAGGAAACGACGCGGAUCUGGAUGAGCUCAUGCAGGAUCGCAAGGACUUCAGACGCUACACAGAACCUAGUACUGGAGCAAACCUCACUUAUGAUUCCAGUCUCAGUGUCAUUGCUCAUUUCACAGCAUCCCUGCCUAGGCAAGGAGAAACAGUUUCUGAGCCUUUGUACAUUGUAUCCUCUCAGUCAAGUAAAUUCCUCUGUGAGAUCAUCCUCCCAGAAAACUCGCCUAUCCCCUCAGCGACGGGCCGUCCAUGUGCGCGAAAGGCCAUCGCAAAACGAUCAGCAGCAUUUGAAAUCUGCCUUCAGCUCCGUGCAGCAGCGUAUCUGGACGAGAAUCUCCUGCCAAUCUAUACGAAGCAACUUCCUGCGAUGAGGAACGCCCGGCUGGCGUUGAAUUGUAAGAAAACAAAUGCAUACGAUAUGAUGACGAAGCCGAAACUGUGGGAAAACACUCGAGGGACCAUUCCUGAAGAACUCCACAUCACUGUCAUUGAACUACCGGAUGGCCUUGACAGGCCCAACCAGCCACUAGCGAUACUCACUAGAACGUCUCUUCCAAACCUGCCGGAAUUUCCACUAUUCCUCGAUUCUGGGUCUCCCAGCAGAGUCCAGCUGGUUCCUUUAACAUCCGUCUUCAAGUGCAGCAUCGAUGACGUUCAACACCUGACCACGUUCACGCUCAGAGCGUUCAAAGAUGUCUUCAACAAGACAUACGAGGAGGAUCAUGCCAAGAUGUCCUAUUGGCUUGCCCCUGUAAGGAGCUUUUACCGAGUCCUUGAUGAUGGAUUCUAUGGUUUACGAGACAUUCUCGACUGGGAGGCCCUGGAAGAGGUUCAAACGCACAUUGAAUACCGUUGGACGCCUGAGAUGCCCGACGAUUCCCUUCUGGACAAGUAUCUCGUCGACAGGUGGGACGGUGGCCGGCGCUUCUUUACGGAAAGCCUCAAUCGAACCCUGAAGCCGACAGACCCUGUUCCAGCGGACGCUGUCACUGGGAAAAAGGCGGAGCACAAGAAGGACAUCUUAAACUACUCCAUAAGCCUGUAUAAAGCAUCAAGAGCGAAGGCCGAUCCGAGCUGGGACCGCAAGCAACCAGUGAUUGAAGGAAGGCAGGUCCUACACCGCCGCAACAUGCUAGCGGAACCUGAGAAGCGUGAAGGCGAACUCCGCUCGAAGGUAUACCUGUGUCCGGAGCCUCUGAGAAUAUCGGCACUCCGGGCAGCAGUCGUAGCAACCAUCUACGUCUUCCCUGCAAUCAUUCAUCGCAUAGACCAGUGUCUCAUCGCGUUAGAGGCUUGUCAGCUCCUGGACCUCAACAUUAGUCCUGAAUUGGCGUUGGAGGCAGUGACGAAAGAUUCGGACAACACCGACGAACACGGAGAAGAGGCUCGGAAUUUUCGCCGCGGCAUGGGCAACAAUUACGAGCGCCUGGAGUUCAUGGGAGAUUGUUUUCUCAAGAUGGCCACCUCGAUCGCGCUGUUUGGUCAGAAUCCGGACGACAACGAGUUCGACUUCCACGUCAAACGAAUGUGCCUCGUGUGCAACCAAAACCUAUUUGAGACUGCCAAGGAGCUUCAUCUUACUAAGUACGUACGAAGCAUGGCAUUCUCAAGAAGAACUUGGUACCCGGACGGUCUCAAGAUGCUGGAGGGCAAGGGUCACAACAAGACCGGAGAAGAAGUGGUGAAGCAUGCGCUUGGAGACAAGACUGUAGCGGACGUUUGCGAGGCUCUCAUCGGAGCAGCUUAUCUGACGCAUAACACUUUAGGUGAUUGGAAGCCAGAGAACUGGGAUGAAGCUGUCAAGGCAGUCACCAACCUUGUGGCCAGUCCAGACCACACUCAGAAGAAGUGGUCCGAGUACCUUGACACGUACGAGAAACCGUCUUAUCUCGAUGCCGAGUGCACGGCUGCACAGAUGGACUUGGUGAAUCAGGUAGAGAGGGAGCACCCUUACCGCUUCCGCUCAGCAAAGCUCCUGAGAUCGGCUUUUGUGCACCCGUCGUAUCCUUACAACUAUGAGAAGGUCCCGUCGUACCAGCGCCUGGAGUUCCUGGGAGACUCGUUGAUCGACAACGCAUGCAUCACCUGGCUGGUCUACAGCUUCCCAGACAAAGACCCCCAAUGGCUAACGGAACACAAGAUGGCCAUGGUGUCCAACAAGUUCCUCGGCGCCGUCUGCGUGAAGCUCGGGUUCCACAAGCACCUCAAGUACAGCCACUCGCAAGUCGAGUACCAGAUCCGCGACUACGUCGUCGAGAUCCGCGAGGCCGAGCGCGAGGCCCACGGCGCGCGCGACUACUGGACGACGGUCAAGUCCCCGCCCAAGUGCCUCCCGGACGUCGUCGAGGCCUACGUCGGCGCCCUCUUCGUCGACAGCGGCCACGACUUCGGCGCGGUGCACGCCUUCUUCGACGCGCACAUCAAGUGGUACUUCGAGGACAUUUCCAUCUACGACGCCUUCGCCGCCUCGCACCCCGUCACCCGCCUGCACGCCUUCCUGCACGACGAGUUCGGCUGCGCCGACCACAAGGUCCUCGCCUCGGAGCUGCCCGUCGUCGUCCCCGCCGCCCCGCCCAGGUGCAUCGCCGGCGUCAUGCUGCACGACCGCGUCGUCGCCGAGGGCGUCGCCUCCGCGGGCAAGAACGCAAAGGUCAAGGCUGCCCUGGCUGCGCUCGACUUGCUCGCCGGCCUGCCGCCGUUCGAGUUCAGAGACCGCUUUGGCUGCGAUUGCGGACUGCAGCAGGAUGGGUCGGGAGCUGGGAUUGAUGACGGCGAUGGCCGCCGCGAGGGCGGUGAUUAUGACGCGAGCGAUGUGGUGGUCGUGGGUGUGGCCGACGAUGCGGAUGUUGGGGUCGUGAAAAGGGGAAGUUUGAUUUGA